Molecule: messenger RNA, 1539 nt
Organism: Diachasmimorpha longicaudata
Lineage: Eukaryota; Metazoa; Arthropoda; Insecta; Hymenoptera; Braconidae
Product: dual oxidase maturation factor 1-like
Exons: 9
Coding region: 182-1408 (408 amino acids)
Biological process (GO): protein transport
Cellular component (GO): endoplasmic reticulum membrane
Source: RefSeq, a predicted model, not a curated record
GAAUACCCCCGCCAGUGUAGGUAUCCUUUCCGCCUACUUUCAAUGACUAAAACGGAAGCUCGAAGUGAUAAGGGAAUGUUCAAACUGUGUGGCUCCCUGAUUACAGCCUCUCCCGAUUUUAACACGCAAUCUAGUAAUUUUGGCAGUUUAUGAACAUAAGCGAAUUGUGUUAGAUUCAAAAAUGUUCGAUUUAAGCAGAACCAAUGGAUUGCCCACAAUGUUCGGGGAUAAUAGAUCCCCUGUUACUGUCGAUCUCGACGAAGUGGCGAUUUUAUUUGCAUUCGUGGUUCUAGCAGUGACUAGUUUAAUCGUUACCCUUGGAUACAGCCGGAAGAAGAGCCUCUGCUCAUUUCUCAAGGUUGGACUUAGCAUUCUAAUUGGCCUUUCAUUAAUGUUAUCGAAUUAUGGGCAAGAGUGGGAGGUGAGUCACAUUCAGACGAAGACCCCUUAUAGAGCAGGUGAAAAAACCGAAAUUGAUGCCACGAUAGGAAUUAAAAUUGGCUUGCGUUCGAUAAACGUGACAUUGAGAGCUGAUCCUGAACCAAAUACUCCACUCGCUGGAGAGACUAUCAACUACAACGAGAGAUUCCCGUGGACCUGGGACCAAGGACGAUUCGGAUUUGGACCUAAUUCUGGACAUUUACAGAGGACCUUCAGGGAAGCUCAGAGGAGAGGUACUCCAAUCCCUAUCAUCUGGAUUGUGGACUACCUCAUCAUCGAUGGAGAAAAUAUAAGAUUCGGGAGGUUCUAUAGAACUGCCGGGUGGUACUGCCAUAUCUUACUCUGGGCAGCGUUCACGGUCUGGAUCCUCGCAAAUAUUUUUCUACACUUAGUUGGGAGGUACGCAGCAUAUUUCACCGCUUUAGUAGGUAUCCUAGAGUUAACCAGCUGUAUAACAUGGAUGUCAGUAAGAAAUCCCAUUCCCCUGGUUAUUCCAUUCGAAGGGGGAGCGUUGGUAACGUCUUAUGGAUCAUCUUUUUGGCUGACAGUUUUCGGAGGUUUAUUGUGCCUGAUAAUCGCAGCAAUUCUGAUAGUUAUGGACCUCAGGUGUCCCAACACUCUUGCAAAUUUUCUAGGGAUAAACAUUCUGGAUCAGUACGAUGAAUACGUUGUUCGAGCAAAUGAGUUGGAUUACAUGAGAGAUAGAAAUAAUAAAGAUGGAUCGAUGGAACUAGGCAGAAUGUCUAAAAAUUUUCCUGAUAAAGACGACGGAGUGGUACUGCUGAAACGUCGAUCAACAGCUAAAAGGGCACAGAAGGACCUCCUCCGUGUGGGUUACGUUCCUGUGAAGAUACCUCACUAUGACGACGUUUAUUACAACAAUGUAAUGGAUCCGGGGCACUCCAAUAAUUUAAUGGAAACUGAGAGGAAGCCAUUGCUGCUUCCUCGUCGAAAGAACCAGGAGUAAAUCGACGAAACCAUCCAGGAAAAGAGGGAUCAAUUCUACUAUUUAAUCAAAUUAUUGCGAAUUGCACUGCGUGAGAGUUUCACAUCAUUUUUUCAUCCUGUAUUUUUGAAUAAAUAUGAAGAGAGAACUGA